This is a messenger RNA of Rattus norvegicus (Norway rat), 5213 nucleotides long. It is a transcript of the gene Ece1, whose product is annotated as endothelin converting enzyme 1. Gene Ontology annotation, biological process: proteolysis; gene expression. NCBI's taxonomy places the organism in Eukaryota, Metazoa, Chordata, Mammalia, Rodentia, Muridae. Gene Ontology annotation, molecular function: metalloendopeptidase activity; metallopeptidase activity. Gene Ontology annotation, cellular component: plasma membrane. The record is from RefSeq and is a predicted model, not a curated record.
UUUUUUUUUUUUUUUUAAGAGUUCACUAUGUAGACCAGACUGGCCUUGAACUCAGAGAUCUGCAUGUCUGUCUUCCACGUACUGGGAUGAAAAGAUGUGCACAGCCAUGCCCUCCCCCCUUUUCGCUAGAACUUAGAUCAUUAUUUGUGUGUGUGUGUGUGUGUGUGUGUGUGUGUGUGUGCGCGCGCGCGCGCGCACAUAUCCAUGAGUGUAUGUUUAAAACACAUGUAGAGGGCAAAGGUCAACCUGUGGGAGAGACUUGGUCUCUCCUUGCAUCUUAUGGAUCCUGGAGAUGCACUCAGAUGCCCGGAUUUAAAUGCAAGCACUUUACUGGCUAAGCCAUCUGGCUGGCCCAUGAAGCAAAGAUUCUGGAUGUGUAUGGGAGGGCUAUGUCCUUUGAGGGAGGGUGGCAGACUUCCAAAUUCACUCAGCAGUUUUCAUCCUGUCAGAGGACUUUCUUAGAAUCGUGUGAACUUCAUUCAGAACUCAGGCUUUAAAACUCCCAAAUUAAGAGGGAAAAGGAACCGAGAUGAGCGGAGGGGGCGGGGGUGUUUCCUGGCUUUACCUUUCCGUGCUAGCCUUCCAUUGGGGACCUCAUUGUGAAAGAAACCUCUAUGAGGCUCUGCCCUGCCAGCUAGUCUACCCCACCCCAACUCUCGCGGAAGGCCUGGGAGAGGCACGUGCCUAGCAGGCCACGCCCACCUCCCAGCGGGAACCGCCCCCAGCAGUCCGGCGCGUGGAGACAGGAGCUCGAGGGGACCCGACCCAGAUUGGGCGUCGCGGGGUGCAACAUGCGGACCGUGUGGCCGCCUCUGGCCGCCGCGCUGGCCGCUCUGGGGAUGUCAUCCUACAAGCGGGCCACGCUGGACGAAGAGGAUCUGGUGGACUCACUCUCCGAGGGCGAUGUGUACCCCAAUGGCCUACAGGUGAACUUCCGCAGCCCCCGGAGCGGACAGAGGUGCUGGGCAGCUCGGACCUCGGUGGAGAAGCGGCUGGUGGUUCUGGUGACGCUUCUGGCAGCAGGGCUGGUGGCCUGCCUGGCAGCCCUAGGCAUCCAGUACCGGACAAGAACGCCUCCGGUAUGUCUGACUGAGGCCUGUGUCUCAGUGACCAGCUCCAUCCUAAACUCCAUGGACCCCACGGUAGACCCCUGCCAGGACUUCUUCAGCUACGCCUGUGGUGGCUGGAUCAAGGCCAACCCCGUUCCCGACGGUCACUCACGCUGGGGGACCUUCAGCAACCUCUGGGAGCACAACCAAGCCAUCAUUAAGCAUCUGCUGGAAAAUUCCACGGCCAGCGCGAGCGAGGCAGAGAAAAAGGCGCAAGUGUACUACCGUGCGUGUAUGAACGAAACUAGGAUCGAGGAGCUUCGGGCCAAGCCCCUGAUGGAGCUGAUUGAGAAGCUCGGAGGUUGGAAUAUCACAGGACCCUGGGCCAAGGACAACUUCCAGGACACGCUGCAGGUGGUCACAGCGCACUACCGCACCUCACCCUUCUUCUCUGUCUAUGUCAGUGCCGACUCCAAGAACUCCAACAGCAAUGUGAUCCAGGUGGACCAGUCCGGCCUUGGCUUGCCCUCCAGAGACUAUUACCUGAACAAGACGGAAAAUGAAAAGGUACUGACUGGCUAUCUGAACUACAUGGUCCAGCUGGGGAAACUGCUGGGUGGUGGGGACGAGGACUCCAUCCGGCCCCAGAUGCAGCAGAUCCUGGAUUUUGAGACCGCUCUGGCCAACAUCACCAUCCCCCAGGAGAAGCGCCGGGAUGAAGAGCUCAUCUACCACAAAGUCACGGCUGCUGAGCUGCAGACCUUGGCACCCGCCAUCAACUGGUUACCCUUUCUGAAUGCCAUUUUUUACCCAGUGGAGAUCAAUGAGUCUGAGCCCAUCGUGGUCUACGACAAGGAAUACCUCAGACAAGUCUCCACACUCAUCAACAGCACCGACAAAUGCCUGCUCAACAACUACAUGAUGUGGAACCUGGUACGGAAAACAAGCUCCUUUCUCGACCAGCGCUUUCAGGAUGCCGAUGAGAAGUUCAUGGAGGUUAUGUACGGGACAAAGAAGACCUGUCUUCCCCGCUGGAAGUUUUGCGUGAGUGACACAGAAAACAACCUGGGCUUUGCCCUGGGCCCCAUGUUUGUGAAAGCAACCUUUGCGGAGGACAGCAAGAACAUAGCCAGCGAGAUCAUCCUGGAGAUCAAGAAGGCAUUCGAGGAGAGCCUGAGCACCCUGAAAUGGAUGGAUGAAGAUACUCGGAGGUCAGCCAAGGAGAAGGCGGACGCCAUCUACAACAUGAUAGGCUACCCCAACUUCAUCAUGGACCCCAAGGAGCUGGACAAAGUGUUCAAUGACUACACAGCAGUUCCCGAUCUCUACUUUGAGAACGCCAUGCGAUUUUUCAACUUCUCAUGGAGGGUCACAGCCGACCAGCUCAGGAAAGCCCCCAACAGAGAUCAGUGGAGUAUGACCCCGCCCAUGGUGAACGCCUACUACUCGCCCACCAAGAACGAGAUUGUGUUUCCAGCUGGAAUCCUGCAGGCGCCAUUUUAUACCCGCUCUUCGCCCAACGCCUUGAACUUUGGUGGUAUCGGGGUCGUUGUGGGCCACGAGCUGACUCAUGCUUUCGACGAUCAAGGCCGGGAGUAUGACAAGGAUGGGAACCUCCGGCCCUGGUGGAAGAACUCGUCGGUGGAGGCAUUCAAGCAGCAGACCGAGUGCAUGGUACAGCAGUAUAACAACUACAGUGUGAACGGAGAGCCCGUGAAUGGGCGGCACACCCUCGGGGAGAACAUCGCGGACAACGGGGGACUCAAGGCAGCCUACCGGGCGUACCAGAACUGGGUAAAGAAGAACGGAGCUGAGCAGAUACUGCCCACCCUGGGUCUCACCAGCAACCAGCUCUUCUUCCUGGGAUUCGCACAGGUCUGGUGCUCGGUCCGCACACCAGAGAGCUCCCACGAAGGCCUCAUCACCGAUCCGCACAGCCCCUCCCGCUUCCGGGUCAUCGGCUCACUCUCCAACUCCAAGGAGUUCUCAGAACACUUCCGCUGCCCGCUCGGCUCCCCCAUGAACCCUCGCCACAAAUGCGAAGUCUGGUAAGGGCUGAAGCGCAGAGAACACAGGUGGAAGAAGGGAAGGGGCCUGCAGCCAGCUCCCGGGAACAGGGCCGCGCUGUCACCCUCCUUCCAGCCCCUCGGCCGAGGGCCCCUUCCCCACCCUGGAGGGUAUGCAGCCAUCUUGUCUAAGCCUAUGCCAGAGGCUCAGCACUGGAAGCCAACAUUUGACCCCCUUCGAAGCUCCAGCAUCCCAGACACCCUUGAGUGAUGCUAUACCGGGCCUUUGGGUGUGUCAAGCUGGUGGCUUGCCAGCCCUGGGCCUCACACUGACAAUGGCAGUGGGACAGGACCCUUUGCCACGUCCAAUGCCAGAUAUACCACAAUACCACUGUGUCAAAUGCUUUAAAGAUAUAUUUUUUGGGGAGACUAUUUUUUAAGCAUUAUGGAAUACACUGGAAAUCUUCAGGGAAAAUGCAUUUAAAACACUUUUUUUUAAAAAAAGAUUAGUAUAUUUAUUAUGUUCUCUUUUUUUUUUCUAAACAACCUGCGGACAAAGGAAACCCCACUGAUUGACCCCAGGGGACCCCAGGCUGUUGAGCAGGCCACCAGUUUGAGCACUGCUUUAGCCCAUUGUUGGUGUAAUUGCUUGUGCAGUCAGGAGAUGUAGGGGCCAGGCAGAAGGGGUGGCCAGCUGAAGGGCCUGAUUUAUGGGCAUGGCCUUCUCUGUCCUGUCUCCGGAGUCCAACCAUGGGAACCCCAACAAGGACGGGCUGUUACCCAAGUUGAUCCCUAUGGCAGUACAAAGCCAGAGUAAUGGCCUCCGUACAACCGGGGGACCCCUGAACACUCUGGACAACAUCACAGGAGCCCGUCGGGGCUGAGACCCCACACCCCAUCAGAUGCACACUAUUGUCCAAAGAUGUCUUGUUUUGGUCCCACCUCUUCUGGCCUUGGGACCGGUUGCCUCUCUGUAGCAGUUCUGACAUCCUGAAGUGGUCGCCCUCUGUACCAGGGGAAAGGGGAAAGAGAAAGCAGUCCAGUUCUCCCUCCAAGCUCCGUAGCCUGUAGUUACCCUGGCUUGGCUCCUGGGACCCCUUCUCUAGUGCCUUACCCCAGGCCACAGCCCCUGAGCCCCUUUGAGGAGGCAGCAUUUGUCUUGCUUUCUCAGUGGAGCCCCCAAGUGUCCUGACUAGAAGCCAACACCAUAGCCCCACUCCCAGAAGCCCCAGGGUACCGUCCCAAACCCUACAGGACAGCCAUUCCACACAUUCCCCACCCCACCCCCCUCUGCAGCAGGCCAAGACUGGAAGGUUCCCAGCCCCAUCGGGCUCCAGGGAAUGGCAGGAUGUCAUCCACCCACAGCAUCACCUAACAGAUAUGUGGGCCUCCACUAAGUGGCGCUCACUGAGGUUUUCAUGACUGCUGUAGGGAGCAAGCUCUUGUGACCUGUGUGUGAGGAGCGCAGUAGAAGUGCCCAUCACAGCCCCUGGCAAGUCAUGCCCCCACAUAGCACAACACACACACACACUCACCUGGAAGCCAGAGUCCUCCUUGGCCAAGACGCAGAGACAGUGUAGUCUCGGUCCUGCUAGCGUAGCGAUAGUCUUAGCACUGGGAUGGGGAGCUGCAAGCCGGUGUCUGGCAAGGUUCUUGGUCCCUGUGAACACAUUCGAGGUCUCAGCUCUUCGGGGAAAAGUAACACAGGAAGCAGGAAGGUGCUGGAGCCACGCCCUGCCACACAGGGGGGACCUUCUGGGUGGGAUCAUCUGCCCUUUCUAUCCCCUCGCCCUGCUUCCCCACAGGUGGCCGUCCUGGAUGCCAGUAUCUAGAAGCAGGGUCCUGAGCUGGAGUUAGCCAUGCACGCAUUGCUCAGGGUGUGCAGGGAGCCAAGGCAGGAAAACCCAGGCUGGUUAGGGAUGGAUGGGUGCAAAAGCAGCAUCCCGACCCCUGUCCCUCCAGAGAUUUGAGAAGGGCAGAAUUAGGAAGGGCACCCGCCCUCAGAAAGAGCCCUCCUCUCAAGCCCGGAGUUUCCCUGCAGGCACAAGGACAUGGGGUUUGGAACUGGGGACUCUAUUUUUUUGUAUUAUUGUGUUUUGUGCUACUGUAGUUUUGGUGUGGCACCUAUUAUAAUUAAAAUAAAGUACUUAUACCAAGA